Messenger RNA from Theobroma umbraticum, 1819 nucleotides. It is a transcript of the gene PNM1, whose product is annotated as Pentatricopeptide repeat (PPR) superfamily protein. Gene Ontology annotation, molecular function: mRNA binding; protein binding. Lineage: Eukaryota; Viridiplantae; Streptophyta; Magnoliopsida; Malvales; Malvaceae. The record is from RefSeq and is a predicted model, not a curated record.
UCCAAUUCCGAAAAAGUGAGCGGUUUUCCUCCCACCGCUGACGCUGAGCUCGUGUUCCUCCUUUCUCUUAAACCCGUCUUUCUUCUUCCCAUUAAACAAAAAAAAAAUGCCGCCGUUAACCUUGCUGCAACUCCGCCGGCUCCUCCAGCACUUCCUUUCUUCUCCCUCUCCCUUUCAACCCCACGCUCUCCUCCCUCUGAAACCCCAUUUCACCCCUACCCAUUUCCCCAAAUCAGCAUUUCUACUCUCUAAACCCUUCUCAACCCAAAACCCUGAUCCAAUUGCUCGGUCUCUUUCCACUGAGAUCCUCAAGAACCCUGAUUUAGACCCUCUCCCAAUCACCCAAAGACUCCAGCUCAGCUUCUCUCAUAUCAAGCCAACUCCUCUCUUAAUCUCCCAAACCCUCAAUCUCUCCCCUGAAGCUGGCCGUACUGUUAUAGGGUUUAACGAUUGGCUUCUCUCAGACCCUAAUUUCAACCACACCGAUGAAACGCUGUCGUUUUUCAUCGACUAUUUCGGUCGAAGAAAAGAUUUCAAAGCUGCCCAUGAUCUCCUUGUUAACAACAAAUCUGUUGCUGGGCCUAAAACGUUCGAGUCCUCCGUUGAUAGGCUGGUCAGGGCUGGCCGGCCUGCCCAAGUUCUCGGGUUUUUCGAGAGGAUGCAGAAGGAUUAUGGGUUCAAAAGAGAUAAAGAAUCACUAAGACUGAUAGUAGGGAAGUUGUGUGAAAAUGGGUGUGCAAGUUAUGCUGAGAAGAUGGUGAAAAACUCGGCGAAUGAGAUAUUCCCGGACGAGAUGAUAUGUGAUUUAUUGAUCAAAGGUUGGUGUGUUGAUGCGAAGCUUGAAGAAGCGAAAAGAUUGGCUGGGGAAAUGUAUAGGGGAGGUUUUGAGAUUGGUACAAUGGCUUAUAACGCAAUGCUUGACUGUGUUUGUAAGCUUUGUAGGAAGAAAGAUCCAUUUCGACUUCAUUCGGAAGCUGAGAAAGUUUUGCUUGAUAUGGAUUUUUAUGGGGUUCCCAGAAAUGUGGAGACUUUUAAUGUGUUGAUGAAUAACUUGUGUAAGAUUAGGAAAACUGAGGAUGCAGUGAAGUUGUUUUAUAGGAUGGGAGAAUGGGGGUGUUAUCCAGACGCAGAGAGUUAUUUGAUUUUGAUUAGGAGUUUGUAUCAGGCUGCACGAGUUGCAGAAGGCGAUGAGAUGAUUGAUAGGAUGAAGUCUGCUGGGUUUGGUGAUAAGCUUGGUGAGAAGGAAUACUACAGUUUUCUGAAGAUUCUCUGUGGGAUUGAGAGGGUUGAGCAUGCUAUAAUUGUUUUUAAGAAGAUGAAGGCAGAUGGGUGUAAACCUGGGAUAAAGACUUAUGACUUGUUAAUGGGGAAAUGGUGCGCUCAUAAUCGGCUUGAUAGAGCCAAUGCACUUUAUAAUGAAGCGGUGAAAAAUGGGGUGCCAGUUGAACCUAAGCCGUAUAGGGUGGAUCCUAGAUAUAUGAAGAAAACCAAAGCUGUGAAGGAGGAGAAGAAGAGGGAGACUUUGCCUGAAAAAAUGGCUAGGAAGAGGAGACGUCUUAGGCAAAUUCGACUAAGUUUUGUAAAGAAGCCUAAAAGGAUGAUGCGCCAUGUCUAAACUUGGCCUGUGCCUUACUGAAAUUUUAAGUGGUAUGACAAUGUCGAUUGGAGUUGCAGGCUUUUUCUGAGCUUGGAUAAUUUAUUUAUGAUGAGUUUUGUUGUUAUAAAAUUGUGUUCUCGUUUUUGCUCUGCUGUUGGCACCAUUAGAAAUAAAAAUUAUGUUUGAGUAAUUCCUCUUACUCAUUCGAUGCUUCUUACAAAA